Molecule: messenger RNA, 237 nt
Organism: Haemonchus placei
Lineage: Eukaryota; Metazoa; Nematoda; Chromadorea; Rhabditida; Trichostrongylidae
Source: the annotation of a GenBank genome assembly
AUGGGUACCUCUGAUAGCCGAAAGACUGUGGCGAAUUGUCCGGUAUACAGCAGAGAGACGACGUUAACUACCGGUCCACAACAAGCCAUUGUUGACACCGGCAGUUCCCUUAUUACUGCUCCAAUGAGUGUUGUACAACAGAUGAACCAGACAUGUACACUCGGUUUCUUGGGACUCGAUCUUCCGCCUCCCAUUGGUAUGUCCCUCAUGAUUAAAUACUACGCCAUGUUUGAAUAA